UUGCCUGCUUUGAGCUGCCUGCCUGUGAGGCUUAUUGUGCCAUGGGGUGCAGCAGAGAUUGGGUUACGAAGCCUCCUCCGUUUAGGAUUAGAAGGGCAGGAGGUAAUUAGUUAAUUGUGUUUCUUUAGCCCCCGCUUUCUUUUGUGUGUCUUCUAGAUCUUUAAUCCCGGAAACCUGAUGGAUGGACCAUGUUUUCUCCUGACAACGCUGCGCAAAAGCAGGGAAAUGUCUGUAGCAACCGAGGCUCCUAGGAAAUAUGAUUCGAGGCAUCAAGGACGAGAUGAAAGGAGGACGAGAGCAUUAAAUAAGAAGAGGGCCAAUGGAAGCCAAAUGGAGAAGAGCUAAGCUAUAGUUUGAGAAUCUAGGACUAGCUUUCAAGGUGACCUCAUUCCUUCCUAACAGGACCAUGGAUUGGUUUGGGCUAAAUCCCUCGAAAUCUCAGCUCCGCUGUUAAAUAGAUGGAGCUGCAUGUCUCCACGGCUGUUUCCCGAAACCAGGGCCCGCUGAGAAAGAUGACCAACAUGGAUAGUCCGGCUGAAGUUCUUCCUGCGAGGUCCUUUUCCAACAAUGAGGCAGCUUCUCAGAUGAAGGUCUUGGAUCACCUGGAGCCAAGGGACCUGCCCACAGCUUCUCCUCGGCGCAUGGCCGAUUUUUCCAUCCGUUCCAUCCUGGCUGUGGAUGGUUCUGAAGGAGAAAAAGGGGAUUGCAAGGAACCAUCUGGAGACCCCAAGGAGAUCCAAGGCUGCUCUUGGAUCAACUGCACUCGCUGCAAGCCUCCUGGCGCUCCAAAGGUGAAGCAGGCCGGCAGCCCUUGGCCGGUCUCCCGCAGCCCCCGGGUGCCCUUCUCGGCUGCUCAACUGGGAGUCCUGGAGAACAGCUUCCAGCAAGCCUACUACCUUAGUACCGGGCAGGUGAGGGAGUUGGCACUGCUACUGGGACUCACAGAGAACCGGGUAAAAAUUUGGUUCCAGAACCGGCGUGCUCGUGAACGGCGGGCCUUCUUGAAGCAGUAUCCAAGUGGCCGCAUUGGCACGAAGGGCAACCUGCUAAAGGGCCAAUACCAUUUGGGAUGGCAUUAAAACCAAGCUAAGGCAACAGGGAUGAAGUUGCAUAGGCUCCCCUCUUAAAUUGUUAUUUUACCCAUCAAGCCCCAGUUCUUAAACUCGGCAACUCUUAGGGCCUUUUCACACCAUUCCUUAACACCAUAAUAUUCCAUUUGAAAUCCUCUCCAGGAUAGUGGAUACUUUCUAUUGCAUUGCUACUACAUUUGUGCUUUAAGAGCGUCAUUUGUAUGUUUUUGUCCCCACCAAUAACAUAAAUACCCUUGCUUUGAGA
Molecule: messenger RNA, 1335 nt
Organism: Anolis carolinensis (green anole)
Lineage: Eukaryota; Metazoa; Chordata; Lepidosauria; Squamata; Anolidae
Product: homeobox protein MSX-1
Exons: 4
Coding region: 459-1079 (206 amino acids)
Biological process (GO): regulation of DNA-templated transcription
Molecular function (GO): DNA-binding transcription factor activity, RNA polymerase II-specific; DNA binding
Source: RefSeq, a predicted model, not a curated record